Molecule: messenger RNA, 4743 nt
Organism: Triticum aestivum (bread wheat)
Lineage: Eukaryota; Viridiplantae; Streptophyta; Magnoliopsida; Poales; Poaceae
Product: indole-3-acetaldehyde oxidase
Exons: 10
Coding region: 171-4352 (1393 amino acids)
Molecular function (GO): FAD binding; oxidoreductase activity; iron ion binding
Source: RefSeq, a predicted model, not a curated record
CGUGUCACCGUCGGUUGUUCUCUGUUUGGAAUUUCGCGAGCUCUCGCAGCCGAGGCAGACAGUGACGAGACUGCGACACGGAAGGGUGGAAGGCUCACUAGAUAAGGAGAUCGAGCACAUGGGAAUCGGAUUCCGGCACGCAAAUCUCUCCCCCUUUUCGCCUCCGCGCGAUGGCUUCCUCGACGCCGCAGCCACCGCCGUCCGCGGCGGUCUUUGCCGUCAACGGCCAGCGCUUCGAGCUCCGCGGUGGCGACGACCCGGGCGCCACCCUCCUCGACUUCAUCCGCACCCGCACCCGCUUCACCGGGCCCAAGCUCGGCUGCGGCGAAGGUGGGUGCGGCGCGUGUGUAGUGCUGCUCUCCACGUACGACGCGGCGGCCGACCAGGUCUCGCACGCCGCCGUGAGCUCGUGCCUGACCCUUGUGCACGGGCUUCACCACUGCGCGGUCACCACCACCGAGGGGCUCGGGAACAGCCGCGACGGGCUCCACGCCGUGCACGCGCGAUUCGCGGGCUUCCACGCCUCGCAGUGCGGCUUCUGCACGCCCGGCAUGUGCAUGUCCCUCGUCGCCGCGCUAGCCGGCGCAGAGGGCAAGGGGUCCGGUCCGCCUCCGCGGGAGGGGUUCUCGAGGCUCACGUCGGCUGACGCGGAGCGCGCCGUCGUGGGUAACCUGUGCCGCUGCACGGGUUACCGCCCCAUUGCCGACGCCUGCAAGAGCUUCGCGGCAGACGUCGAUUUGGAGGACCUUGGUCUCAACUCCUUCUGGAAAAAGGGAGACGCUCAUGUCGACAAAUUGCCACCGUACAAGGAGGGGAGCAUUGGUGCUUUCCCAGAAUUUCUCAAGGCUGAGAUCAGAGCCUCUCUGAGGAUUGAUAAGUGUAUGUCGGCUAGGGUAAUGGCGGGAAGCGAGAGCUCUUGGCAUCGACCUCGGAGUGUGGAGGAGUACUACAGGCUGAUAGCUUCUGAUUCGUUCGAUGGAAGUGGCACAAAGGUGGUCGUAGGCAACACCUCUUCUGGUGUUUACAGGGAGGCAGAGGUGUAUGAUAGGUACAUUGACCUGAGAGACAUCCCGGAGUUGAAUUCAGUAUCCAAGGAUUCCGAGGGUGUUCAAAUUGGAGCUGCAACAUCGAUCUCUCUGGUUAUUGAGAUUUUAAGACGAGAAGGUGAUGACUGCAAGGAUGUCAUCUUUGGUAAGAUUGCUGAUCACAUGGAAAAGGUGUCCUCUCAUUAUGUUCGGAACACGGCAACCUUGGGUGGAAAUUUGGUGAUGGCGCAAAGGGACGAAUUUCCCUCUGAUAUUGCAACUAUUCUUCUUGCUGCUGGUUCGUCAGUGUGCAUCCAGGUAUCAUCAGGAAAAUUGAAUGUCACGUUGGAUGAGUUCCUGGAAAUGCCACCGUGUGAUUACAAGGCACUACUCUUAAGCAUUUCUGUUCCUCAUUGUACUCCUGACAAUGUCUCAUCAAGUGCUGGGGCUGUAAAUAUGACAGGAGAUAAGACAGAAAGUUCACUGCUAUUCGAGACAUACCGAGCUGCUCCGCGCCCUCUUGGAAAUGCAGUUGCUUACCUUAACUGCGCUUUCUUUGCUCAAAUCUCCUCAGAUGAAAGUUCAGGAAGCUUAAUACUGGAAAAACUACAUUUAGCUUUUGGUGCAUUUGGAACCCGACAUGCUAUCAGGGCUAGAGACGUUGAGAAGUACUUAGUUGGUAAACCCAUUAGUGCAUCAGUCCUGCUUGAAGCAUGCAACGUUCUUAAGAAAAUCAUUGUUCCAAAAGAAGGCACAACACAUUCUGCUUACAGAUCAAGCUUGGCAGUUGCCUUUCUGUUUACUUUUCUUUACCCGAUGACCAAACGCAAUGUGAAGCCUGCAAGAUCAGCUCGUCUAAAUGGCCAUGCUGCUUCUGAUACCAAUGGAAAUCCAAAUUGUCCACCCAGUGCAGAUAUUGACUUGUCACUUAAGGAGACCAAUAGUGUGGAAUCUGGUCUGCAUAGCAAUGACCACAUACUUGAAUCUUGCAAGCAGAUAGUUGAAAUCAGUAAAGAUUAUCUCCCAGUUGGCAUACCAGCCAAGAAAGUUGGAGCAGAACUCCAAGCCUCUGGUGAGGCUGUAUAUGUGGAUGACAUCCCUUCUCCAGAGGGCUGCCUUUAUGGAGCAUUUGUAUAUAGUACAAAGCCUUUAGCUCAUGUGAAUAGCAUAGAGCUCGACCCUUCUCUCGAGCAGGUGAAAACUGUGGCAGUUAUCACUGUUAAGGAUAUUCCAGAGGGGGGUGGCAAUUUUGGGGCCAACACUAUAUUUGGACCUGAACCUCUGUUUGGCGAUCCACUUACUCAGUGUGCUGGGGAACCUCUUGGUAUCGUGGUUGCAGAAACACGGAAUUUUGCCAAUAUAGCUGCCAAACGAGCUGUAGUCAACUACAGCACAGAAACUUUAGAUAGCCCAGUUUUAUCGAUAGAGGAGGCAGUUAGAAGAUGCAGUUACUUUGAAACCCCACCAUUUCUUCUUCCGCAAAAUAUUGGUGAUUUUUCCAAAGAGAUGGAAGAAGCCGAUCAGAAGAUCUACUCAGCUGAGGUGAAGCUUAACUCACAAUAUUACUUUUACAUGGAAACACAAACUGCUCUAGCCAUACCUGAUGAGGAUAAUUGCAUGGUAGUGUAUAGCUCAAGUCAGUGCCCUGAGGCAGCACAAAAUAACAUUGCAAGAUGCCUCGGUUUACCUUGUCACAAUGUUCGUGUUAUCACUAGAAGAGUUGGUGGUGGCUUCGGAGGAAAAGCUGUUAGAUCAUUACCAGUGGCGACGGCCUGUGCACUUGCAGCAUUUAAGUUGCAUCGUCCUGUUCGAAUGUAUCUUGAUCGCAAGACUGACAUGAUAAUGACUGGCGGCCGGCAUCCCAUGAAAAUAUGCUAUUCAAUAGGAUUCAAAUCAGAUGGGAAGGUCACAGGAUUGCAUGUAGAUUUGUUCAUAAAUGCAGGAAUGACCAUGGAUGUUAGCCCAAUUAUUCCUCAUAAUUUCAUAGAGGCACUGAAGAAAUAUAAUUGGGGUGCCUUUUCAUAUGAUGCAAAGAUUUGCAAAACAAACAUUUCAACACGGUCUGCAAUGCGGGGCCCUGGAGAAGUGCAAGGUUCUUAUGUUGCUGAAGCUAUUAUUGAGCAUGUGGCGUCAGUUCUCUCUACUGAUGCUAAUUUGGUAAGGCAGAGAAAUAUUCACACAGUGGAGAGCCUUGCUUUGUUUCACAGUGAGUGCCUGGAAAAUGCCUUGGGGUAUACACUUCCCUCUAUCUGUAAUCAGUUGACUGCAUCAGCAAAUUACCAAUAUCGUUCAGAAAUAAUCCAGACCUUUAACAAAACCAGCCAGUGGAAAAAGAGGGGACUUUCUUUUGUUCCGAUAGUGCAUAAAGUGUUAUCUCGACCGACACCUGGAAAGGUGUCUAUUCUUAACGAUGGAUCCAUUGUUGUUGAAGUUGGAGGCAUUGAGUUAGGCCAGGGGCUUUGGACAAAAGUGAAGCAGAUGGCAGCAUUUGGUCUUGGACAGUUGUGGGCUGAUCGAAGCCAAGACCUGUUGGAAAGAGUAAGAGUUAUUCAAGCAGACACGUUAAGUGUGGUACAGGGAGGGUGGACCACAGGGAGUACCACAUCAGAAUGCAGCUGUGAGGCAGUUCGACUUGCCUGCAAUAUCAUGGUUGACAGGCUGAAAUCACUCAAGGAGCAAUUGCAAGAAAAGCAUGGCAAGGUUUCAUGGGAUGGACUAAUUUCACAGGCAAAAAUGGCUGGUGUGGAUUUGUCAGCAAGAGAAUAUUACAUUCCUGGGGCUUCUGGUUCAUACCUAAACUACGGAGCUGCUGCUAGUGAGGUAGAGAUUGAUCUUCUCACGGGAGCAACUACAGUUUUGCGCAGUGAUCUUAUAUAUGACUGUGGCCAGAGCUUAAAUCCUGCUGUGGACAUGGGGCAGGUGGAAGGGGCCUUUGUUCAGGGAAUUGGUUAUUUCAUGAGUGAGGAAUAUGUGACCAAUACGGAUGGGCUGGUUGUCUCGGACGGGACUUGGACAUACAAGAUCCCAACCGUGGACACCAUCCCUAAACAGUUUAAUGUUGAGCUGCGCAACAGUGGAUUUCACAAGAAGAGAGUGCUGUCUUCAAAAGCAUCUGGGGAGCCGCCUUUGCUCCUUGCAGCUUCAGUUCACUGCGCAACAAGGGAUGCAAUUGCCGCAGCACGGAAGGAACUCCACUGUUGUGGGUCUGGAUCGUCUUCACCUUCGUUCUUUGAGUUGGAAGUUCCGGCAAUCAUGCCUGUGGUGAAGGAGCUGUGUGGCUUGGACAAUGUGGAGAAGUAUUUGGAAACUCUAGUGGGUUCCAAAUAAAUACAGACGAAUUUCACAUUUGGCAAAGUAAAUUAUAAUGAUAGCAUUAUAAGGUAUACUUCUUGCAUAGUACUCUGGGCAUACUAGAAGGUACUGUGUGAUCCACUUGUUAACGCAUGCACCAUUCGACUAUAACAGAAUUUUGUUUGGUUGUGCCACAUUUGUUCGAUAAUUUCAUUCAGGUACGGACUUACAGUACAUAGUUCUUAGGUAACAUUUUGUACUAGACUGAUGGAUGGAUACAGGUAUUUGUGACUCAAAUAGGCAAAACGAUGAGAGUAAACAAAUGGAAGAUGUAUACUUGGAGCAUGAUGAGACAUGGUCAUGGGACCUCCCUAUUUGUGUAAUGUAAUGUGAUUCAUAGUUUGAUAAUGUUUUUUUUUCAGAAAAA